Molecule: messenger RNA, 3161 nt
Organism: Pisolithus orientalis
Lineage: Eukaryota; Fungi; Basidiomycota; Agaricomycetes; Boletales; Pisolithaceae
Product: SNF5-domain-containing protein
Exons: 9
Coding region: 136-3030 (964 amino acids)
Biological process (GO): chromatin remodeling; regulation of transcription by RNA polymerase II
Cellular component (GO): nuclear chromosome; SWI/SNF complex; nucleus
Molecular function (GO): transcription coregulator activity
Source: RefSeq, a predicted model, not a curated record
GGCUCCUUCAUUGGCCAGAAUCUCGCUAUACCCCGGCAGCCGUCCCAACCCCCGGUGCACUCUCACCAACAGUCUCCCCUCCGAAAGUUGCUACCUGGUCAAACGUCAAUCGCUCCGGCUCGGAAACCUAACGAAAUGGCUGUAUCCACUGGCGCAAACUCAGUUGUUGCAGGGCCAUCUGUGCAAGGCGCACCUGAAGGACACAAACUUCCUCCCCACCUCGCCGCUCUGAAUCCCGCAGUCACCAAAAUCACCUACAUUCCCUACAAAGCCUCCAAAACUGACGACUCUGCAGACGGUGCUGAGGAUGAGAAGAAGUCAGAUGACGGGCCUUCCCAGCCGGAAGGAGAUGAGUCUAAGGAAGCGAAGAAAGCACCUGUCAGGUUUGAAGACCCAGUCUUUACACUCACGCCCUUCGAGAUUUCAACAUUGAAGGAAGUCAUGGCUCAGGACACCAUUUAUGAGGCUAUAUACCGCGCGAAACAGAACCGCAUGUUGCAUGAGAUGCGCACAGCAGGUCCUGCUUCUCGUCCAGCGUGGUGGGACCGUGACUUUGCUCCGCAUAUAGGAGUCAACAGGCGGCCGGACAGAUUCGAUGUACGAUACCCCAGACUGCACAAGAAUGAUGGUAGUACACUGAGGCGGAAAGGUGCAAGGAGAGAAGGCAUUCGGAUACCCAGACGACUUCCACCCGAGUUGGCGGAUCGUCCGGAACAACUGGUUCCGAUCAGACUCGAAUUUGAUGUGGAACAUCACAAGAUGCGAGAUACGUUCCUGUGGAAUCUCAACGAUCCGGUCAUUACUCCGGAGAUGUUUGCGCAGACCCUUGUCGAAGACUACUCGCUCUUGUCUAGUUAUCACAGCGUAAUCGUGAAGUCGAUACAGGAACAAUUGAGCGACUUCAAGGCCCACAUGGUCGACAUGGAUUGGAAGGUACCACCUUCUGCCGUCGAGACGACCCAAUCGGAAGAUCCCAAGAUAGAAGAGCUCGAUGAGUCGGGGUUAGAAGAUAAAGUUAACUGCGGAACUGUUGAUAGGGUUGAGUGCUCUCUGGAUAGUAAUGGUGAUAGCCCUAUAAUUGGUAAGGGGAUUUUGGACGAAGAAGAGGUUCGGUGGUGGGAAUCCUGGCGGAAACGCUGCAGGAAAGAGGCGUUUUCACGAAGUGCUACCUUGACUAACCGUCGAAAAAAACGCAAGGUCGCUACUGGUGCGGCUUCCAAUUCGGAAAUUUCCACUACCAAGGACGACAACGCGUCGCGUAUGGUGGACGAAUUUGAGCUCGAUGAGAAGAAGAUGCAUGAAGAUUUACGUAUUUUGAUCAAGCUCGACAUCAUCGUCGGCUCCGUGAAGUUGGAUGACCAGUUCGAAUGGGACCUUGAGAAUGAGAAUGCUUCUCCCGAACAAUUUGCGGAAGUCUAUGCGAAAGAACUAGGCCUGGGAGGCGAAUUCCAAACCGCUAUUUCUCAUUCCAUACGAGAGCAGGUCCACGUAUACCAGAAAUCCCUCUUUCUCGUGGGUCAUCCUGGGGGCGGGUCUCAGGUUCAAGAUGAAGAUCUUCGCAUGGCUUUCUUGCCAAGCCUCACCUCUGGCACGAGAUCCAUGGAUCAAGUGCAGUCCUAUACACCCACACUCAACUAUAUGAGCGACGGCGAGAUUGAACGCAGCGAGAGGGAGCGCGAGAAGGAACUGACCAAGAGACGGAAACGGAACACUCGUGGCCGGCGCGGCAUUGCAUUGCCCGAUCGAGAGCCUAACAGAACGUACCGAACGCCAGCGAUUGGCUUCCCAGAACUGGAUGCUGCCACUUUGGCUCUGGCUGCCGCUGUGAAUGCACCCACGUCGAGGCGUGCUGCGGCCGCUGCUGCAUCACUGACAAUUGCGAAUAUGGUGGCCUCGGAAAAUGGAACACCUAUUUUGCCUUUGCAAUUGCCCCAACAGCAACCAACUCCUAUGGUUACGGUGACCCCUGGCAAAGAGAAGAAGCCGAAGGGGCUUUUCAAGCCUCCAUCAUACCCGUCUUCUGUCCUCCGACCGCGUGCGCAAGUCAGUGCGCCGACGCCCUCCACUGCAGUCGAGUCCACUUCGAUGUUGCCAUCUUCUCUUCUAGACAAAGAACCCCCGCCUCCCGUUGUAAACCCUCCACCGCCAGACUCCAAAACCGCAGCUAAGAAGGCACGAGAGGCUGAAAGGGAAGCGAAGGAGAAGGAGCUUGCUGAUGGUCAACACGCGAACGUCAUCAAUGGCGUAUGGCACUGUUCGAACUGCGGCUGUCCUGAAAACAUAGCCAUAGGGAGGCGGAAAGGCCCUCUUGGCGAUAAAUCACAAUGCGGUCCCUGCGGCAAGUUCUGGCAUCGACAUAGACGGUUACGCCCUGUCCAGUACAAUCCUGACCCUGAGUAUCAUCUCAAUCUCAGUAAUGAGACCGAUCAAACGAAGACCAAUACCAAGAAACGAGGUCGUGCGCCAAAUUCUGCUGCCGUGGCAGAAGGCAACGAAACGCCGAGUCGUCAAAAAUCCGAAGCAGAAGCGCCACCACCCGUAACUUCGACUGUACUACCCUCAGAGGACGACAGACCAGUUUCUCCAGUGACCUCGGCUUCCAGCGGUGACGAGGCCCCUCUUGCGCAACAGUCGUUGAAGAUUAACGGUACAUCGCAACAACCAGCAACGUCAUCACGUCCUGGCACACCAGACUCCCCGCGACCGCCGACCGAUACCCAGCUAACGUCUCCUGGGGAGCCCAGGUCUGGUUCAGCAGCACCUCAACCCAAUGGGUCGACCACCUUACCUCUGUGGCUUACUGUUGCGAUGCAUGAUUUGCAAGCCAAGUAUCCAGAUGACAAAUUUGAAGCGAUCCUGCGCAAGCCUGCACCCAAGGCGCUUCCAGAGUGGAGAAUCAAGUGUCUUGAUUGUCCUGGAAAGCUCUACAACCCUGGUCCCGGUGACACACUUUCCAAUUAUGAAGUGCAUCUUAGGAAUCGACAGCAUCGUUCUCGGGUCAACAGUCGUGUCACUAGCUCUUUCGCAUAGCUUUGUGUUGGUUUUGCAAUGCUUUCUCUCUUCGUUCCAACUCUAGUUAUUUACUCUGCAUUGGUCUUGUGUCAACGUCAUUUUUGUGCCUCUACUUUGUAUAUGCCUUAUUAUCCUGUUUAUAUGUGACA